UGACGCUCCCACAGCGGACAGAUGAGGUGGGAACACUGGGAGCGCUGCAGCAGGUUGGAGUAGUUUGUGCAAAUGGCCAUGACUGCUGAGUUCUCUUUAAGAGUGUGAAGGUGAGAAGAUCUGAGUCUGUGCAGGUUUACUCACCAAUUUUUGGUCAAGUGGAGCAUCCUAAAGUGUCCAGGUGACCAUCAAGAGUUUAGUUCUAUAAACGCAGCUUUUCCAACUCACUUUUAGCAGCUUGGAUGCUUGAGGACUCUGACACUCAGCUUAAACAGUCAGUUUGGAUCAAAUAGGAACAUUUAUUUUUCUCCACUAAAGCAUCACCACAAGGUUUACAAACUCUCAGAAGCUUCAGGAUGUUUUCCACAGCUUUCCUCCUCGCAGCGUUCGGCGUUUUUACGCAUUUGGACACUUUUACGCACGGGUGCCAGCUUCCCUCCGAGUGGCGGCCGCUGAGCGAGGGCUGCCGGGCGGAGCUGGCGGAGAUCAUCGUGUACGCCCGCGUCCUGGCGAUCCACCGGGAGCCCCUGGGCGGCGGGGCGGGCAGCCUCUACAACUCGCUGCCCUUCGGGUUCGGGUAUGGGUACGAGGGCGCGGAGGAAGGGCUGCUGUACUCUGCUGAGGUGGAGUUGCUGUGCGACCAGGCCUGGGGCAGCAUGCUGGAGGUGCCGACUGGAUCAAGGCUCAACCUGACCGGGCUGGGAUACCUGUCCUGCCAGUCCCACACCGUGAUGGAGAACUACUCCUACUUCUUCUUCCUCAGGAUGGACGAGAACUACAACAUCCUCCCCCAUGGCGUCAACUUCCAGGACGCCAUCUUUCCCGACACAUCCGAUAACAGACGCACCUUCUCCAGCCUCUUCCAGUUCUCCAACUGCACCCAAGGAAGCCAGCCUUUCCACACCUUCAGCCCUGAGUGGGACACCCAGGAGGACAGUAGGCUGCUGUGUUCCUCGGUGCAGGCUGCACUGUUCGAGGAGGAGGAGCGAGGCCGCAAGAUGCAGGAGCGCCUGGCCGCUGCGGAGAGGAGGAACCGGCAGCUGAAGGAGCGCGUUCGGAAGGUGAAGCGCUCUCUGAGAAACGCCCGCAAGGCUGCGCGCAAGGCCGAGCAGGAGGCGCAGGAGCUGCGAGAGAAGCUGAAGGCUGCGGAGCGGAGGGCGGGGCAUCACCUCAAUGCCAUAACACAGGAGGAGCCUCCACCAGGGCGAUACGCAAGCACGACGAUACGCAAGAGAAUGCAGCUUUAACGAAUCCCACCUGCCCCAAUCUUCCACCCACCUGGACUGAAAACUGGCCGUGGAGAGCGAGAGACUGCUGGGCGGUCUCUAUGUAAGGGACAAACAAAUAGCAACUGUCACAUAUGAGUAAACACACCUUAAAGUUAUAAUCUCGAUAACUUUCCUGUAAAUAAACUAGUCCUUCCUUUUGUAUCCCUGAUUGCUAUCACACAAGAGUGACCGUCAGGAUCAUUCCUGGUCAACUGACAAAAGUUCAAGAAGUUUCCUGAAAGAGAAUCAAACAUUUAUUUUCUCGAUGAUUACUCUCACAGGUGGAGCAGCACUGUAGCUCUGCUGCCUUCUACAACUGGAUUCAGUUGCUGCUCAAUGCUCCUCUCAGGCCGUGAUCACAUAGGAUGUGUUUUUGCUCCAAUACAAAGCACAGCUGUGAGUGACAAGAGUUACAGUGACGGCAGGAGCUUAUUGGAGUGCUGGUUUCCCCAACCCUACAUAAAAGAAGUUCAUAUGUUAAAACUAUUGGAUAGGUCCAUUUAUGCUGGAGCAAGACGAGAAGAGAGAAAUAAGAAUUUGGUGAAAGGGGUACACCACCUAUUUUACAAGUCGGAUGGAGUACCAACUAGGCAGUAAAAGUGAGCGUUUUUUAACAACAGUUUGCAACAUGGCUGUGUUAGCGACCGAACAGGAUAUUUUAAGCCCAAACAUGAUCUUUUCCAAACUCUAACCAAGUGGUUUUUGCGCCAAAACCUAACCACACUUUAACCACAGCACUGUAAUGUAAAGAAACAUAAAGUUUCAACAUAGUCACUAUAUAUAAAAUGUACAAAUGUAACAAUUGUAACAAAAACUUAAAAUGUCAGCACCAUUCUUGUGAUUGAGUUGCAUCACUUUCAGGUUGAUAUGAGUAACUUGUUAACAAGCGGUCCCUUACGAAAGUCCAUGAUGUUUGGUCAUGGAUUUUUGACAUCCAGAUACGACAUGCAAGGUACCCUGGAUGCGCUGGUUGUUGAUGUUCUGGGACUCUGUGUCAAGUUCUGCCUGUUACAUGCAUUGUCUUCUUUCAAAAUACACAGAAAAUUUAACGUUUACAUACAGUCUCUUUAAAAAUAAGUGCACUACAUUGGUAUAACACCGCAAAUUUACAUUUUUUUUCCCUUCAACAACAAACACACAUGGUUGGUUUUAGGAAAAAAGAACAGGGUUUGGCUUUACAAUCUUACAGGACGCAAACGCCACUCUCUUGGUUGAAAGUCAGUGUUUGUUGGAACCCACCCACUACCCUUCCCUCCUGCCCCACUGGGACUUAUGCCGCCUUAACUUUUCAUCUUGCCCCGCCGCAUUUCCAUCUGACACCACUGGGCCCCGUUAAAUUCUAAUGGCAAGCGGCUGUGUAUCAUGCCGACAUUGAAGGACACCUUUUUUUAUUGGUACCUGACGCUACAAAUAACUGCCCAAGCGCCAUAUGUCAAUGACCUCAGAGUGAGACUGGGGUGAGACAUCCAGUAUUCAUUUGAACUUUUGCUUCUGGCAACCUGGUGAAUGCCCGUGAAAAAAAAUAUCUAUGUCUUCAGCUGGAAAAUGUUCGACUUGUUCGUAGGCUAGUUGCUAACUUAAUCCGUUUGUUGUUCGGUGUUGGACGGGUGGUGUACCUAUUCUUUUAUUACAGAGAAGAGCCCCUGGCUGCAACUGGAAACACUGAUGAGAGAGAUUAGAUUAAAUCAAAACAUUAAAGGUGCAGGCUGAAAAACAAAACUUGAGCUGAAAGAUGCUAAAAUGCUCUGAGUGGAACUGCAGAGUUGGGUGAUAAUUCUCUUUUGGUACCUCACUAUAAGCAGCCCUUUUCACUAUACACAUACUAAUUUGACUCAUUAAUAUAAACAUUUUGAUUAUAACAGCUUCAAGUCAUUGAAUGAGUUGUAGUAGCAUUUAUAGUCUUUAGUUUAUGCAGCUUUUUGCAACACAUAUUGUAGGACAACCUGCAGCAACCACACAACUGAAGUUAAACAAAAAAAGACAAAUUCAAAAAUGCCUUUUAUGUUUUCACGGCCUGUUGAAGCAAUGAUGUUGUGACUGUUUCUUUGACUGACAUUGUGAGCAGUGAGUGGUGCAACUGAGAAUGAGAAUUCUGGGAUGUUUGAAAAGGUUCAUUUAUUAUUAAGUUGAGCUCUUUAAAGUCUGGAACAUCAGCUUGUACAUGGAUAUUUUUGUAUGAAUGUUUUUUCCGCAUAUAAAAUUGAACUUGGAUGAA
Messenger RNA from Epinephelus fuscoguttatus (brown-marbled grouper), 3483 nucleotides. RefSeq names its product coiled-coil domain containing 3a (gene ccdc3a). The record is from RefSeq and is a predicted model, not a curated record. Lineage: Eukaryota; Metazoa; Chordata; Actinopteri; Perciformes; Serranidae. Gene Ontology annotation, cellular component: extracellular region. The transcript has 3 exons. Bases 357 to 1247 code for a protein of 296 amino acids. Gene Ontology annotation, biological process: negative regulation of gene expression.